UUAUGUAUUUCUUUUAGAUAUUUUGCAUUGAUUCCUAAUAUUUGCUAAUAAUCAGUUGUUAAUAGUGAAAAGUAUUGCAUCUAAGUUAAUUAUUGAAUGUAUUUGUUGCAAUGAUCAUAAAUAAGUUUCGUGUUAAUUGACGUAGUAAGUGUAAAAAAUGGUUACUUCUAAUAAAGUGCCCGAUCAAAAGAUAGUGAAGAUGGCAGAACAAAAUAAUAGUGCUGUGGUACCUCAACGAACAUUAAUAGGGGAAGUAAAUGAACAUAUCACAUGUACAUUAUGUCGAGGUUACUACAUAGAUGCGACCACGAUUGUGGAAUGUUUACAUUCAUUUUGUCGAAGUUGCAUUAUCAAGCAUUUGCAAGUGAAAAGUUAUUGCCCUGUGUGUGAGAUGAUGAUUAAUUCAGCGAAACCGAACAUUAAAUUAGAUAAAGCUCUUCAAGAUAUUGUAUACAAACUCGUACCUGGUCUAUUUCAAAAAGAAAUGGAACGUCGACAACAGUUUUACGCUUCAAGACCAGGUCCAGCUGCUUCUGCAACUCCUGAACAACGCGGUGAAGAUACCGAAAGAAUUAUAUUUAGCCCUGAAGAUGUCAUUUCUUUUUCCUUGGAAUAUGCUGAUCAUACUGAUGCUGACAGCAUCUCAAGCAAAUCCUCAGAUAGUAAUGAAGCUCAAAAUACUUUAGUAUCAGCAAGGCGGUUUUUGCAAUGUCCAGCUGUAGUCAACAUAAGUCAUCUUAAAAAAUUUUUGAGCAUGAAAUUUGAUAUAGAUAGUUCUCAAUUUGCCAUUGACAUAUUGUACAAGAGAGUGCCACUUCCUGAUUAUUAUACAUUAAUGGACAUAGCAUACAUAUACAAUUGGAAAAGAAAUGAGCCGAUGAGAUUCUUUUAUCACAUUAUUGAUUAUGUUGCCAUUCGCAAUAGACUAUUUGAUAUUAAUCAAAAAAACGCACAUUUCCCUGACAGAAAACCUAGCCCCACUUCUACUGAAGAAACAAGUACCAACAGCCCUGCACCGAAUAUUAAUGAACAAGGAUCUGAGGUAUCCUCAGGAACUGAUAGUCCUAUGCUUGAUGAUAAUACUAAAAAAGAAAGUGAUCCAAAAAAUAAAAGUAUUCUAAACAAUUCAGCAAAAGAUACAAUUAGUACAGAAACCCUCAGUACAAAUACUACGUUUGCAGUACCAACUAAGAAGAAUGAUGAUGAAGUUGAAAAGUCUCAAUUUUUAAAUUCCUUCGAAUUAACAGCUAGGAAUCGAAGUGUAAAUGUAAAAACUUCACCUAAAAAGCCCAAUACUACUGAAGCUAUCAAAACAAUAGAGAGUCUUCCUAAAAAUGAAUUGCCUAAAGUAGAUGACACUUUGAAGAGAAAACUUCCACCGCUAAAUAUGCCUGAGAUGAAAAAAUUAAAAAUUGAAUUAGAAAAGGCUAAAAUACCAAGCUCUCCAGCAUUGGCAACAGCUCCUUCUAAAGAUACACCCAAAGUUGAAAAACCACCUUUUAAUUCUGAAAAGAGCAAAAUUCAACCAGAAAUAUUGAAAACAUCACAAUCAUCUUCCACUUUGAACAAUACUCCUACGAAUUCUACAAUACCAUCAAAAGAAAUAAAACAACAACAAACUAAUAUGGUGAAACCACAAGUUUCGGAAAAUGCAGGACUGAAAAGAAAUAAUACUGGGAUACAAAGUACAUUAUCACCAAAACGCAAACCAAAUGAGAUUCCAGUAAAUCAGCCUACAUCAGGCCAGAAAACUGUGUCACCACUAAAAUUGCAUAUUCCGAAAAUGGACAGUUCAUCAUCUGCUAUUAAGCCACCCGAGGUUCCUAAACCAGUAACCAAAAAGAUGCCUGACUUAAAACCUAGUGGAUCUAUAUCUUCAUCAUCAUUUCAAAAUAAAGGUUCUCCUGUUAAUAAAGUGCGAAUGGAUCUGCUGGCCAACAAUAGUGAUCCAACUAUGGAUAGAAGUAAAAUAUUGUCUCAAGUGAAGUCAUCAUUGUCCAUGCCUAACACUAGCCAGACAACUUCAGGGGACCCUCUUAAAUCCUUGUUUGACUCCUGCAAAAUUAAUAUACCUUCAUCUUUAUCUAUUACUUUAACUGACCAAAAAUUGGAGACUCGAAAUGUGCCUGAUCCAAUAAAUGUUGAUCAGAAAAAGGGCAUGAUUAAUAAGAACUUAUCAAAUGCUAACAAUUUGUCUUCACAUAAAGUACCAAGUCCACCAGUUCAUAAUUAUAUUGAAAUAUUAAAAUUGCCCGAAACAGAUCCAAAAAAGCCAGUCAAAAUACCUGAAGGCAAUAAUGAAAUAAAGGUAACUCCAGCAAAAGGUGAACUGAAUGCUGGGCAACCAAAGGUUCCUACUAAAUCUUCAGAAACAUCUGCAAAGGGCCCCAUACCGAAUCUUAAACCCAUUUCUGAUACAAAGCUGGGUAAGCAGAGUGGGUCUAUCUCGGCACCCAUUACUUUCCAACAGACAUUUGAACAGCAACUUCAGUCCAUGCAAACAGAUAAGAAGUCUAAAUUACCAAAAAAUAAAUCCCAGGUGCCCAAACUUGUACCUGCAACUCCAAAAGCUUUCAGUGCAGCCAAUAAACUUGCUAAUUCCAAUGUUAAACCUGCCGGUAUCAACAUGCCCUCAUUAGAAAGUAAAACCAACGCUGCUUUAGAUUUGUCCACUCCGCACAAUAUACAAAGUCAGUUGGGUCCACAACAGACAAAAGCAUUUGAAACUAUGCAGUCAAUUGCCAAUUUAGCCAAGAAACAAGGAAUGCCUUCAAAACCAUUGCCACUUCCUUCCUCUCAGAGCAACGUUUUUUCCAGUCUAACCAAUAGACCUACAAAUGCAGUCCCAUCUCCAUUAAGAGUUCCUUCUACGAGUGGAAUUAAUCAAUUGAAACAUGAAAAGAUUAAUCCUGUCAGUACCGCAACCAGUAACUUAAGACAAGAUAUACCAAACAGUAAUAAAGUAAACCAAAUAAAACAACCUGUUAAUGCAAAUUCAGCUAUACCCGGUUUGGUUUAUCCAAUGUCUGCCCAUAGCUCACAAAAUACAGCUCAACCAUCACCAAGAUCACAGACUAGGUCUCCCAGUUCUUCCCCUAAAUUAGUUAUAGCUGAAGAAAAGCAAUCAAGUAAUAACCCAAUGGACCAUAACAUCAAUCAAUCAAAUCAAAUAACAAGUACUCAGCUGCCCAGCAUGAGUUCCAAUAAGAGUGAAUCACCUAAGCCUUCUCCGGGGCCGUCAAAACCUAUGAAGCCAUUGAUACCAGCUGGCAAAGUGCCAAGUAUAAGACAACCUAUUACACCUACCAUGAAACCUAACCCUGGCAUGAAUACAUCUGCUGAUUAUCUAAGUCCUACACCACUACUUUCUACACACCCCAGUAUUACACAUUUAAUAAGACAUCAGAUGGAAAUGCAAACAGCCUGGCUAAAGGCCCAAAGACAGUAUGAUUUGUUCAAAAAUAUGUCUAACAUGGGUCAUCAGCCACAAAACGAUUUUAAUAACAAAGACAAACAAACUUUAUUAGAGAUGUCUGCUGUUCAAGCAACUAUUCCAUUUAAAGUGAAAAAAAAGGUUAAUAUUAAUUUGAAAAAAGAUAAAAUUGCUGAAGAUACUUUGAAGAUAAAACAGAAACUGAGAAGGAAAAAUGAAGAUUACGAGCUGACAUGUGGAACUGAGAAUGAUUGUUCACCACCAAAACAAGCUAAAGCGAUGGAGAAUUCGGAUGACGAUGUUGAUAAAGAAAACUCAAAUGACCAGAAUAUCAUCGCGGACAAUUCAAUGAAACCGUUAGUAGGGCGAGAAAAAGAGAUUGCAUGGCUUGAAGAUUUUUUAUUGGAUCAUCUUGAUAAUGAGGAAUCUGCAUCUUUAUAUAUCUCUGGUCAACCCGGUACAGGGAAGACCGCCAGUUUGACGUACAUCUUAAAUUUACCUAAGAUAAGAAAUGGUUAUAAGCAAGUUUACGUGAAUUGCACAAUGAUGAAGUCAGCUGCGAGCAUAUACAGUAGGAUCUGUAGCGAGCUGCAGCUGAAGACGACAGGCACCACAGAGAAAGCCUGUCUCACUGCUAUCGAAAAAUAUUUCAAAAAGAAUCAUAAAAUGAUAUUACUAGUCCUGGACGAGAUAGACCAGUUGGACAGCAAGCGUCAGUCAGUAUUGUACACGAUAUUCGAGUGGCCGUCAGUGAAUACUAACUUGGUGCUGGUGGGCAUCGCCAACGCGCUGGACUUGACGGAGCGCAGUCUGCCGCGGCUGCAGGCGCGCUGCUCGCUGCGCCCGCGCACGCUGCACUUCGCGCCAUACACCAAGCAACAGAUCAUCGAUAUAUUCAUCUCGGUGCUGGAGAAAGAGGACAGGAGCAAUGUGUUUUCACCGGUGGCCUUGCAGUUGUUAGCUGCUAAAAUCGCCGCCGUGUCGGGGGACAUGCGUCGAGCGCUCGACAUCGGUAAGAGGGUGAUCGAGCUCGCGAAACGCAGCAAGUUCUCAGAGAAUCAUUGCGUUGACAGCAUGAUGAAAGACGCCAGUGUCACCGUUGAGCUCAAGCAAGUUCUAGAAGUACUGGACGACGUGUACGGAGGCGGCAGGAAGAUCGAGAACGACGUAGAGGAAGGCCUGCCCAUGCAGCAGAAGUUGGUGUUGUGCAGCAUUAUGCUGAUGCUGACCAAGGGAAAGAAUAAAGAUUUGGUCAUGGGGAAGCUGCACGAUGUUUAUAAAAGGGUUGCUCGGUCGCGUAACAUCGCACCUCUGGAUAUCGGUGAGAUGAUGAGCGCGUGCUCUCUGCUGGAGGCGCGCGGGGCGCUGCGGGCGGGUGUGGGGGCGGGGGCGGGGGCGGGGGCGGGGCGAGCACGUCGCCUGCGCCUGCAGUGGGACGAGGCGGAGUUGCUCGCCGCGCUGCAGGACAAGCCCCUACUCUCCGCCAUAUUGAAUGACGUCAGCUGUUUGUCAUCUUCAUAGGACAACUAAUGUGUGUGAAUGUUGACUAGAGCCAAGUGUUUUAUAACAAUUACCGAUCUUCGUUUAUUUGAAGUUCGGGCUUAGUAUAAAUCCGUGCUUUUUAGGUUUUAAGCUAUAAAGACUAAUGUUUUAACGAUGACAUGAUGUCAUUGUUGACUGCCAGCUGUACAAUUAUAUUCAUAAAAUUAUUAGGACU
Molecule: messenger RNA, 5150 nt
Organism: Papilio machaon (common yellow swallowtail)
Lineage: Eukaryota; Metazoa; Arthropoda; Insecta; Lepidoptera; Papilionidae
Product: polycomb group protein Psc
Exons: 9
Coding region: 158-4954 (1598 amino acids)
Biological process (GO): negative regulation of transcription by RNA polymerase II
Cellular component (GO): PRC1 complex
Molecular function (GO): promoter-specific chromatin binding; ATP hydrolysis activity; metal ion binding
Source: RefSeq, a predicted model, not a curated record